AAAGGAUAAACAUCCAUUUGGUCCCACGUAUCCCUUUAAAAAUACGCGCAUGAAUCAUCAAAGUAUCAAGCAAUCAAGCAAACAAGGAAAAACAUGUCCACAGGUUCCAUCAUCAAUUAUUCUAUCUUUUUCCUUUCUUUCCUCUUCCUCAUCUCCAACCUCUUUCUCAGAAAACGAAGAUUCAGAAAUAUCCCACCAGGCCCUCAUUCUAUUCCCAUACUCGGAAAUCUCCACCAGCUGAAGAAACCACUCCAUCAUCACUUUCAUCGUGUUUCCCAAAACUAUGGUCAAAUCUUUUCUCUCUGGUUCGGCUCUCGUUUGGUCGUGGUCGUUUCGUCACCAUCCCUAGUUCAAGAAUGCUUCAGCAAAAACGACGUCGUUCUUGCCAACCGCCCACCGUUUCUCACCGGAAAACACGUCGGCUACAACUAUACCACCGUCGUCUUCGCCCCGUACGGCGACCACUGGCGCAACCUCCGCCGCAUCAUGGUCCUCGACGUCCUCUCAACCCACCGUCUCAAUUAUUUUCUGGACAUGAGAAGAGAUGAGAUGAAACGGCUCAUUCAAAAAUUAGCUUAUGAUUCUCGUGAGGGUUUUACGAAGGUAGAACUAAGAUCCAGCUUUUCUGAGCUGACUUUUAACACUAUGAUGAGAAUGAUUUGUGGGAAGAGAUACUGGGGAGAAGAUAGUGAAGUUGGGGAUGUGGAAGAAGCAAGGAAGUUCAGAGAGAUGAUAAAGGAACUGGUGAAACUAGGAGGGGCAAAUAAUCCAGGAGAGUUCCUGUCAAUACUGAGAUGGUUUGAUUUGGACAAUUUGGAGAAGAAGUUGAAGAGUAUUAGUGUUGGAGUUGAUGGGUUUUUGCAGGGACUUGUUGAUGAGCAUCGAAGUGGGAAUACAAGUGGAAAUACUAUGAUCAAUCAUCUCUUGACUCUGCAGAAAUCACAGCCAGAGUAUUAUACAGAUCAAAUUAUCAAAGGUCUUAUUUUGGUAAUGCUUCUUGCUGGAACUGACACAUCGGCAGUAACUUUAGAGUGGGCAAUGUCUAGUUUAUUGAACCAUCCAGAGGUAUUAAGAAGAGCAAGGCAAGAAAUAGACAUGCAAAUAGGAGAAGAACACUUGAUAGAUGAGCAAGACAUUAUGAAGCUACCAUAUCUUCAAAGCAUUGUAUCAGAAACAUUUCGAUUGCAUCCAACAGCCCCAUUAUUGUUACCUCAUCUGUCUUCAGACGAGUGCACUAUAGGAGAUUAUAACAUACCGCGUGAUACUAUUGUGUUGAUUAAUGCUUGGGCCAUCCAUAGAGAUCCCAUAUUAUGGAGUGAUCCAUUGAGUUUCAAGCCUGAAAGGUUUCAAAAAGAAGGGGAGGCUAAUAAGUUGAUGCAAUUUGGAUUAGGAAGACGGGCAUGUCCAGGUUCAGGCUUGGCACAACGCACAGUAAGCUUGGCUUUGGGUUUAUUGAUUCAAUGCUUUGAAUGGAAACGAGCAAGUGAGGAAGAAAUUGACAUGACAGAAGGAGCAGGAUUGACUUUGUCAAAAGUUAUUCCUUUACAAGCAAUGUGUAAAGCACAACAAUGGAUCAUUAACAAGGGUUGUUUUUGAAAGCAUAUGUGUAUGUUUGUAGUCCUAAUUAAUUUUGCAUUAUGGCUUGUCAUUGAAAUUAUAUUACCUUGUUUUCUUAUUAAUUGUUAUUCUAAUUUUAUUUA
Messenger RNA from Neltuma alba, 1700 nucleotides. RefSeq names its product cytochrome P450 81E8-like. The record is from RefSeq and is a predicted model, not a curated record. Gene Ontology annotation, molecular function: monooxygenase activity; heme binding; iron ion binding. The coding region runs from base 94 to 1596 and encodes 500 amino acids. Lineage: Eukaryota; Viridiplantae; Streptophyta; Magnoliopsida; Fabales; Fabaceae. The transcript is spliced from 2 exons.